AUUUCGAGAGAGAUUUUCGUCUGCUAGACAUUUCGAAUACGUGUGCGUGUGUGUGACUGAGAGCUUGUCAUUUGACAUUUGGGCGUCAAUAUAUUUUGGGUGAAAAAAUCUACGCCCAACACAGAAUUCGGCAUGCCAACAGUUUGAAAAUUUGCUGCCAAAAGGACAAUCUCCGUUGCAAUUUGUCAUGGCUGAUUAUGAUUAUGACAUAAGCCAAGAUGGAGAAGAGGAUUUUUACCCAGAUUUUUACCCUGAUAAUUACGCUCUGAACGAAGAUGAUAAACUGUCUCCAUGGAAUGAACAGGAAGGCCUUCCUCCUAUGUCUCUAUUUCAGCUGUAUCAUAGCUGCAUUUAUCCAACAAUCAACGAUGGAUUAAAUCAUAUUUUUAAAGCUGUUGCUUGGUGUAUCAUAUACAGAAUAACAACUCAAACAGUAAACAUUCCCAAGCAGUUAUGUCAUGUUGUGUCAAUUGCCUGUGGAUCAAUGGUCAUGUACCAUUUCUUUGGCUACUACUUGUUUUACAUGUUAGCCCAAGGAAUGAUAGCCUACUUAUCAUUAGUUAUCUCAUCUAGUGGAUCAAAGAAUAUCAGUGGUUGGAUGUGCAUGUUUGUGUGCAUCACUUUUCUUUUGCUAUGCGAAUUGUUUAUUGUGGAUGCCAUGCAUUGGCAUAUGAUUCGCGCCGCUCAAAUGCUAGUAGCCAUGAGGGCUAUUUCCAUUGGCUUUCAGUUGGAUGAAAAAAUCUUAGCGAGCUUGCCUAAGCCAUUGCCUUACUUUGGGUAUCUGUAUAAUGUUGGAACAGUUUCGUUCGGACCAUGGAUUCCAUUUAAAGAUUACAUGAACAUCGAAGCCAACAAUCGAUCCUUGUUGAGGUGUUUUAUUAAUAUUCUCCGCGCGUUUAUACUAUCUCUAAUUUUUCUCACAAUAUCGGCGUGUUUUACGCUCUGGUUGAUUCCGACAGGAUCAUCAAAGUGGUUGCUGGCUUACCGCGAUGCCAUGUCCUUCCGAAGUAGUCACUAUUUCGUGUCAUAUUUAUCAGAACUUACUGCGUUAGCAGCUGGCAUAGAUACUUCCACAACAGAACGAUGGACUGUGACGGUCACUCGACCUUGGCAUAUCGAGCUUCCACGUUCUCUAGUUGAAGUCGUGAUUCAUUGGAAUGUCCCUAUGCACACGUGGCUCAAAACUUAUGUUUUUCGCGUCGCUCGACCGUACGGAACAUUUUUUGCCAUCAUCGGAACUUACGGCUUGAGUGCUCUACUCCAUGGAUUGAACUUCCAGUUAGCAGCAGUACUUCUUUCCCUAGGGUUCUAUACUUACACCGAGCACGCUACGCGCCAGAAACUUGCUUUGAUCUUCAGUGCCUGUAUCCAGGCUCGCAAAUGUGGUUCAAACUGUGGGCAUCAGUGGAAAGAAAAUCAUUGGGCUGUAAGAGUUUGCAAUUUUAGUUUCAGUCUAUUAGCCGUUUUUCAUUUGGCUUACCUGGGACUUAUGUUUGAUUCUUCCAAGUUGCAAGAAGAAGGCUAUAAUUGGUUGCAUGCCAUUAAAAAAUGGAGAUGGCUAAAUUUUUCAAGCCAUUGGAUCGUUUUGGGAACAUUUGGUUUUAACUAUUUAAUUUAAGUCUUUUUGUUAUUUAAAUGUUUUCACAACAUUAUAUUGGAAAAUCUUCAUCCAAAACUUGGUAAUUUGGUGAAAUUGUCUGUGCAUCACGAUUCCUCUCAAUAAAGGAUGCAAUUUCUUUA
Molecule: messenger RNA, 1740 nt
Organism: Daphnia pulicaria
Lineage: Eukaryota; Metazoa; Arthropoda; Branchiopoda; Diplostraca; Daphniidae
Gene: por
Product: protein-serine O-palmitoleoyltransferase porcupine-like
Exons: 8
Coding region: 188-1618 (476 amino acids)
Biological process (GO): canonical Wnt signaling pathway; lipid modification; protein palmitoylation
Cellular component (GO): endoplasmic reticulum; membrane
Molecular function (GO): palmitoleoyltransferase activity; Wnt-protein binding
Source: RefSeq, a predicted model, not a curated record